UUGCUUCUCAAUUGAGUAGCAAUUAUCGUGUAUUAGUCUAAAUUUCCACUAUUCUGAUAAUACAAAUUCAACCUUUAACUACUACAUAUUGUUUCAUCUUACCAAUUUCAAUCGUGAUAAAUUUUAUCAAUCAUUAUAAAUUAUAAGUUCUUUUAACACAAUUUUAAUUUGAAUCAACUACAAGUUUUCAAUCUAAAUAAAAUUAACUUCAAACUUGUUAAAAACUAAUCAUAAAUCAGCCGAUCGAUUUGAUCAAUUCUGUUAUACCUUUUAUGUCUUAAGUGUAAAUUCGCAUCUCUUGUUGUUUUCAACAGUUUUGUUAAUUAGUUAACUGUUUAUUUACCAAUGACUAUUAAUUCCCAUGAGAAACUAUAUAUGAUUUAUAAAUCGUUGGUUAAUUAAUCAAUUGUGAUGUCGAUAUAAUUACUGUUGUUUAGAUGGUGACAGUUAAAAAAUUGUGAUAACUUGUUGUUGAUGUUCGAUCAUAAAAGACGUUCACAUUAUUAUUAAAUUUCUCUUACACAACAAUUGGAAUUCAUUCAGAAAAAUGGAUUUAACAACAAAAAACAAACUUCCAAAACAAAAAGAAGUAGAAGAUGAUCAUUUCAUAAAGAGAAAACGAAUUCGAUUGAUAAAAGAAACAGAAAGCGAACAAACAAAAAAUGCUCGAGACGAAGAGUUAAAAAGAUUAAAAACAAAUAUUGAUGAAAUAUUUCUUUCAAGUGACGAUGAAGAUAAUCAAAAACAAAUUGUUUCGUCGAUAAAAAAUCAUAACGAUGAUAAAGACAAUGUACCUGAUGAAAAUGGGAAUAUUCGAAUAAACGUACAUCAUGAUGACCAACCACCAAUAUAUGUCGCUGAACAUUUAACAAAGGUCUUAAAACCACAUCAAAUUGGAGGAAUUAGAUUUAUGUACGAUAAUCUCAUCGGAAAUUAUCAAAAAUUUAAUUCAGCUAAAGGUUUAGGUUGUAUAUUGGCACACAGUAUGGGAUUAGGUAAAACACUACAAGUAAUUUGUUUUGUUGAUAUUUACUUCAAAUGUACCAAAUCAAAAUCGAUAAUGAUUAUUGUACCAGUUAACGUUCUAAAUAAUUGGUUCAAAGAAUUUGAAAUAUGGUUACCAAGGAAAUCGAAACAAUACAAAAGACUUUUCGAAAUUUCCAUUGCUAAUACUGGAAAAACUAACUUAGAGAAGAUUCAAAUAAUAAAUCAUUGGAAAAUCAAAGGUGGUGUAUUAUUAAUAGGAUUUGAAUGUUUUUGUAAAAUGGUGAACGAAUCUUCACUCAGAGAAGCAUUACUAGAUCCAGGACCUGAUUUUGUAAUAUGUGAUGAAGGUCAUCGUAUAAAAAACAACGAAAGUAAAACUUGUAAGCAAUUGAAACGAAUUAGAACUCAAAGAAGACUUAUCCUUACUGGGACACCUUUACAAAAUAACCUUGUCGAAUACUGGUGUAUGGUCGAUUUCGUCCGACCACAUUUCUUGGGUACAAAAGAGGAAUUCAUAAACAAAUUCGAAAGACCAAUUACAAAUGGACAAUGUAUAAAUAGCACCGAACAUGACAAAUAUAUAAUGAAACAACAAACUCAUGUGUUAAACAAGCUUAUUCGUGGAUUCAUUCAAAGACGUAACAAUGAUUUACUUACCAAAGAUUUACCUGAUAAAUUCGAAUAUGUUAUUCCCGUGAAAUCAACAGACAUACAGAUGAAAUUAAUGAAAAAAUUUUUAAAUGUCAUGAUAACUUGUGGAAACUUUUAUAAUCCAGUUACUUUAGCUGCAAUGUUACUUAAAAUUUGGAACCAUCCAGAUAUUUAUUAUGACUGUUUCAUUUCACAAAAACUUGAACCAGAAAUUGAAUCAACAGCUAAUUCAGUCGAUUUAAAUAUCAUAAAAAAAUCAUUGAUGUCAACAAGAGACGUGUUAGAAAAUUACAAACCUGGUAUAGCAGCUAACAGUAAUAAAAUGCUUCUUUUACUAACAAUUGUUAACGAAACAGCCCAGAGAAAUGAGAAGUUGUUAGUAUUUAGCCAAUCAUUAACAACUUUAUCAGUGAUAGAAAAAUUUUUAAACAAAGAAAGUUUUAUCAAUAAGCACGGAAAAAGUAAACAUUGGAAAAAACAUGAAAAUUAUUUACGAUUAGAUGGUACAUUAUUGAAUCACAAAAAGGCUGAAGUAAUUGAUAAGUUCAACAGAUGUUCCAAAAUGGUUUUGCUGCUAAUAUCAACUAAAGCUGGUUGUCUUGGAAUAAAUCUUACUAGUGCUAAUCGAUUAAUACUAUAUGAUACCUCGUGGAAUCCAACAAAUGAUUCUCAAGCUUCGUGUCGAAUAUAUCGUUAUGGUCAAAAAAAAAUUGUUACAUAUAUCGCUUCGUCGCAUAUGAUUCAAUGGAAAAAAGAUUAUUCGAUCAACAACUAAAAAAAGAAGCCAUUGCUUCUCGAGUAAUCGAUGAAAAGAAUCCACAAUGGAAAAUGGGUACACGAGAUAUUCAUUUAUUAAUUAAUACAUUAACUACUGAUUAUAUAAUUAAUAUCACCAACGAUAAAAUUGAAAGUUAUCAUGACGAAAUUUUGAAGCUAAUUUGUCUCAAAUUUAGCAAUACACUGGUAACGGAGCCAUAUAAUUAUGGAGAACAAUUUCUUGAUGACACGAAAUCAAAUCUAACAGAAAUUCAAAAAUUACAAGCCGAAGAAAAAUUAGAAAACUCAACAAACGAUUGAAAUUUCCUGCUUAUGAGAUAAAAAACAUGGUUAAUCUCAAACAAAAUAGAGAUUUUUUUAUUUGGUCAAGAACAGAAGAAAUCAAUCGUUAUAAAUAUUGCUCGUUAAACACUCUAUUAGAGAAUCUGAAUGCUAAUGGUUAUGAAGCAAGAUUAAUUGUAAGUCCUUUUACAAUGACUCUUAACCUUUAUUCAGAUUAUACUAUAACAAUUCAAGAACAUGAAAAAAUUUUGUUAAUGAGAGCUGACCAUACGUUAACCUGUUUUAUUCGAACUACUAACCAUUUAUUAUCAACUCAUUUAUCUAUUGAUCAACUCAAAUACUUACCUCUUUUAGAAUCAAAAUAUUUUAACCGAAAACGCAAAUAUGAUCUUGUAAAAGCAAAAUUAUUAAUGAUAGAAUACAAAUAAAG
Molecule: messenger RNA, 3127 nt
Organism: Panonychus citri (citrus red mite)
Lineage: Eukaryota; Metazoa; Arthropoda; Arachnida; Trombidiformes; Tetranychidae
Product: helicase ARIP4-like
Exons: 5
Coding region: 548-2413 (621 amino acids)
Cellular component (GO): nucleus
Molecular function (GO): ATP hydrolysis activity; ATP-dependent chromatin remodeler activity; ATP binding
Source: RefSeq, a predicted model, not a curated record